AGGGUCUACUCAUUAUCCACCGGAUCUCUCACUUUCAUCAAUCAAAACGCACAACCACCCCCAAUCCAAAAAAUAUCUCCGAUUGAUAGAUAUUUAUAAUUUGAUUGAGCAAAAUAUCUUCGAAGCUAUUUUUUAUUCUAUAAAAUCUUCAAAAAAAUCAAGUCAAUCAUAAACAUUUAAUAAAAUGGAAGCGGAUAACAGCAGGCCAAACAGGAGCGAUGCUCAUUUGUCGAAAGAGGAAGAGGCGAAGAUCGAAGGAGAAACAAGAGACUAUUUCGAUGGGUUAGCUCCCAGGCGUCAUACGAAGCCACAACGCAGUGAGUAUUCCACGAAAUAUGUUGAUGGUUUGGGUUUGCCCAACGAUGAAGAUGAUGGUGUUAGCCCUGAGUAUCUAGAGUUUCAACAUCUUGAACAAAAUUCUGAGAAAAUUGUUUAUACAGGUAAGGAAGUGAGUGAUGAGUUUGUGGAGACGGAAUAUUACAAGGAUCUUAAUGGUGUUGACAAGCAACAUCACACGACAGGAACAGGGUUUAUCAAAGUAGAUGACACAAAUAGGGCUGGGUUUGAGUUAGGCUCUGAAUCUGACAAUGCUCAUCAUGCUUCAUGUAAGGGGAAUCCAGCCACUAAUGAGUGGACCCCAGCACCUGCUGAUAUGGGAUCUUUUGUCUCUGAUAAACCUCAAAGGAGCGAUAAUUGAAAUGGAUGAAUUAAUUGCUUCGGAUAUUGUUGAAAUCGAAUAGCAAGACAAGUAGAUGAGAAACAAGUUUUGUGAAAUGUGGGUGUAUUCUAUUUCUAGUUGAAGAUUAUGUGUAGUUUUGUUAUGAGGAUUGAAACUAAAAUGUGUUGUUAUAAACAUAUAUAUAACUUGCUGCUGGAUUUUUCACUAGCAUGGAAUGAUUCAUAUUAGUAAGAUUCAAUGUCUAAAUUCAAGUGUUGGUAUUGGACCAAUCAUUAAAAGACAUGACAUCUUAAUAGUUUAAGACAUGCAUAAUACAAUUGUGAAUGCAACAAAAGAAUACCAGGUAAAUCCAUGUCAUUUGGAUAGACAUGAUACAAAUCUAAAGCACUAUGGAAGAAUUGAAGAUAUGUUUUGAUGUUAUAAAAGUGUUAAUAAGUGUCAAUGUAUGAAGUUUAUCAAAGUGAUAGAUAUGAGUUUCAAAGUCAAAUCUCUAUGUCCUUAGUUAGUCACUGGUGUUGGCAAAAGUAACACCAAAAGUUCCAAAGCACGGUUAAUGGUU
Molecule: messenger RNA, 1238 nt
Organism: Lactuca saligna
Lineage: Eukaryota; Viridiplantae; Streptophyta; Magnoliopsida; Asterales; Asteraceae
Source: the annotation of a GenBank genome assembly